GGUCUACUUCACUGCUGUCUGCCUGGCAGUGGGGCAGAGCCGGGAGGAUUUGGGGGGUCCCCGGUGCACCCCAUUUGGCUGUGUCGUGCAUGUGCCAGCUCGUGUGCAGUGGCCCCCCCUUGGGACUCCCGUGGAGCCACCAGGCAGGACGGGACUGACCUUGUGCCAAAGCGCCUCCGCUUUCCGAGCCUCUGGCUGGAGGGAUAAGAAAUCCUCUGUCUGUGGGCGAGGAGCGGAGCCAGGGUCGGACCUUCCUCCAGAUCCCACCCUCCUCCUCCUCCUCCUUGCCUGCUGGGGACAGAGCCAGCUCCUCUGUGCAAAGCCCCUCUGACGUCACCUGUCCCUCUGACGUCACCUGUCCCUCCUCCGUCCUCCAAACUCCGCUACAGCUGCAGGCGAGGAGCUGGGGACGCGCAGCGAGACCCCGCGGGACACCGGGGCCACGGGGGAAGACUCCGUGGGGAGCAGCCGGUGUGUCCCCCUCCUCUCCCUGGCAGAGCGUCCAUCACCGGGGCGAUGGCAGCGCAGCCCUGCGGGGGCGAGAAGCCCUUCCACAUCAUCUCGCCCGUCCUGGAGAGCCUGCCCCUGUCCAAGGCGGCGGGCACCAAGGUCUACAUGAAGCUGGAAAACGUCCAGCCCACGGGCUCCUUCAAGAUCCGGGGCAUUGGCCACCACUGCCAGGAGGCUGCCAAGGAGGGCUGCCGCCACUUCGUUUGCUCCUCAGGGGGGAACGCGGGUCUGGCGGCAGCGUAUGUGGCCAAGAAGCUGGGGCUGCCGAUCACCGUCGUGGUCCCCAGCACCACCGGCCCCGCCACCGUGCGCAAGCUGGAGGAGCUGGGGGCGGAGGUGGAGGUGUCCGGCCAGGUGUGGGAUGAAGCCAACAGGAGAGCCCUGGAGCUGGCAGAGACCGAGGGCUGGGUCCUCAUCCACCCCUUCGACCACCCCCUGGUGUGGCAGGGUCAUGCAAGCCUGGUCCAGGAGCUGAAGGACUCACUGGAGACCAAACCAGACGCCAUCCUGCUGGCGGUGGGUGGCGGGGGGCUGCUGGCGGGCGUCGUGGCCGGCCUGCGCCAGGUGGGCUGGCAGGACAUCCCCAUCAUCGCCGCCGAGACCUGGGGAGCUCACAGCUUCCAUGCGGCGCUGACGGCCGGCCGGCUCGUCUCCCUGCCGGACAUCACCAGCGUGGCCAAGUGCCUGGGAGCCAAGAUGGUGGCAGCGCGGGCGCUGGAGUGCGCCCAGGAGUGCCAGGUCAUCUCCCAGGUGGUGGAGGACUCGGAGGCCGUGCGAGCCGUGGAGCAGUUCCUGGGGUGCUGGGGGGACCCUGGCUCCGCGGGGGCGGCUCAGGGCGCUCCCCCGCUCUCGUCCCUGCAGACGACGAGAGGAUGCUGGUGCAGCCGGCGUGCGGGGCCGCCCUGGCCCUGCUCUACACGGGGCGGCUGCAGCGGCUGCAGCGUGAGGGGCGGCUGCGGACCCCGCUCGCCUCCGUGGUGGUGGUGGUGUGCGGGGGUAGCGGCAUCCAGGUGGCCCAGCUGCGGGCCCUGAAGAGCCAGCUGGGGCUAGAGCAAUGCCCACCCUGAGGAGGGGGACGUGACGCAGCCCCGCCAGCACCCUCUGCUCCCUUUCCUUCCAAAAUAACUGAAAUAAAGCCCCGCUGCCCGGGGGACGCGGGGCCGGGCUCCUCCCGCAGCCUCUGCCCCAGCACACAGCAUCCAUGUGGGGAUGGGGAAACUGAGGCACGCGGGGCGGACGAAACCCGGGCUCGCGCUGCAGGCAGGGAUGGAGCCGGGACCCUGCCCGUGCGAUGGCGGGGCUGGGGUACGCGCACAUCCUGCUCUGCACCUCGGACGCGCCAGCCAUCCUCCUUCACGUCCCCCAACCCUCCGUCCCCCUUCCCCACCUCCCCUGCUGCUCCCCAGGCUGUCUGGACUGCAGCUCCCCGCCUCAAUUAGCAAGCGCUCCCUCUCUGACUAAUUACUUUGCUACUGUCUUUAUGCAUUAUUAUUCUAAUGAUUAUUAAUUAUUACAAUCUUCUCCCAUUCCUGCCGCGCUGUCUGCGGUCAGAAGAGAACAACACGCGCAGACCCGCUUGUUACAGUGAUUUAUUGGCGGAGCUCCCUGGCCACGUUUAACACCCGUGGGCUCUGAGGUGCACUGACACACGCGCGCGCGUGUGUGUGUGUGUGUCCCAUCCCGGAGCCCCUGUGAUCCCCCUUUUUCCCUCACCCCACUGUUUUUCCCAUUCCCCCCUUUCCUCCCAGCUUCCCUGCUCUCCCCCAUUCCCACUCUCUAGUGCUUUUAGCCCUUUGCUACUGCACCUCUCAGGGGCUUUUGUGUCCCCCCAAAGCCACUUCCCUCUCCUUCCUGCUGUCCCCAGGCAAUGGGGGGUCUUGCUCCCGCUGGGGCUCCCCGACCCCCACUGCUCCCCGAUUCCCCCGCUGAGCCCGUGCCCCAGGCAUCACCCGGUGAUGUCGGGCAGGGGGACGAGCCCCUUCCUGCCCCAAAACCCUUCUCAGCCUCCUUCUUCGGAGCAGAGGGGGCUCAGCCCCAGGACCAGCUCAGCACCCGGAUCACAGGCAUCCCUCAGGACCCCUUUUCCCUGGCCAGGCGCCUGCCCCGGGACCCGGCUGCCAGCCCCGCAGAAACGCCCUCCCCACCUCCAGUCCUUUUCCUCUCUCCCCCAGUACGUCCCACCGGCCAGGCCAGACCCCCCCAGAUGUUUCUUGGAGGCCAAACCCCCAUAAAUCAAAACUCUGCCACUCCAUCGUGGGCAAUAUCUUAUGUAAAAAGGUGUUUCCAGGGAGCACCGAAGGCUGGAGAAUCCUAUUACGAGGCACACUAUUAAUUAUAAGGAGUCAGCCCAGCCUACUCCAGCCAUUUUUUAUCCCAGGUCCAAAACCUGAUUACUUUCCACCUUCUGCAGACCUUCCCCUUCUGGAAAAAAAAAAAAAAAAAAAAAGGAAAAAGGUCAGGGGGAAAAAAAAGCAAAAAAAAGCAAAAAAAAAAAGCAUUGAUGUUUGCCCAAC
Messenger RNA from Grus americana (Whooping crane), 3023 nucleotides. It is a transcript of the gene SDSL, whose product is annotated as serine dehydratase like. The transcript is spliced from 9 exons. Gene Ontology annotation, biological process: L-serine catabolic process; L-threonine catabolic process. The record is from RefSeq and is a predicted model, not a curated record. Gene Ontology annotation, molecular function: pyridoxal phosphate binding; threonine deaminase activity; L-serine ammonia-lyase activity. Lineage: Eukaryota; Metazoa; Chordata; Aves; Gruiformes; Gruidae. The coding region runs from base 517 to 1542 and encodes 341 amino acids.